AUUAUAGUUGAUAUUUCACGAGGAGAAGGUUAAUGGGAGUUGUGUUGAGUUUUUGCGGGCGUGUGGGACCGCGGGGGCCGCGCAUGCGCUCUAUCUUUGUUUAGUUUCCAAUCUGAUCAGCUGUAGCAAUGCACAAGCUAAAAUCAGCCCAGAAAGAAAAAGUGAAGCAAUUUAUUUCCUUCACCCAGGCAGGCGAGAAAACAGCAAUCUACUGCCUUGCUCAGAAUGACUGGAAACUCGAGCUGGCUUCAGACAACUUCUUUCAAAAUCCUGACUUAUAUUACAGAGAACAGCGGCCGUCAGUCGACAAGAAAAAACUAGAUCACCUAUAUAACAGAUAUAAAGAUGCAAGCGAACCAAAUAAAAUUCUUGUUGAUGGGGUCAUGCGGCUGCUCGAUGACCUUGACUUAUCUCCAGACUCGCGUCUUGUGCUCAUCAUGGCGUGGAAGUUACGGGCAGCAACACAAUGUGAAUUUACGCGAGAUGAGUUUAUGAAUGGAUUUACUGAAUUAGGGUGUGACAGUAUAGAUAAACUCAAAGCUAAGCUUCCAACGUUGGAACAUGAGUUGAGAGAUACGGCAAAGUUCAAGGAUUUCUACCAGUUCACAUUUAAUUAUGCACGGAAUCCUGGACAGAAGGGCCUAGAUUUGGAUAUGGCGCUAGCUUACUGGAAUAUUGUUCUUCAAGGAAGAUUCCGCUUACUCAGUUUAUGGUGUCAGUUUCUCCAGGAACACCAUAAACGGUCCAUACCAAAGGAUACUUGGAACCUUCUCCUGGACUUUGCCUUGAUGAUUAAUGAAGAUAUGUCUAACUAUGAUGAGGAGGGAGCGUGGCCUGUGCUAAUUGACGAUUUUGUUGAAUAUGCAAGACCAAUUGUCACAGGGCAACCGACUCAAGUCUAGGGGAUGGGUAGAUGUGCUGCUAGAACUCAUAACAGCUCAAGAACUUUAAUUUCUUUUUACAAGACCAGUGUGUGGGAUUUUAAUGUAAGAAGUGAAUUCUAAAGACAAGAUUCUAAAAAUCUGUGUUACCAUCAUUUAGUAAAUUAAAUACAGUAUGUUGCAAAAAUGUGGUAUUUUUUAAUUGCUUGGAUCAUCGAGAGACGUACCAGUCGUUAAUGCAAGUGGUUUAAAAAUGCCGAAAUAAUGAAAAUUAUCAUUGGUGGUGUUUUCAUACACAGAAAACAGCAAAAUCUAAAAACAUUUAAAAGUAUUAUGCAAAUACAGUAGUUACAUAAUUCUCAACCAAAUAGCAUUUACUCAAGGAAACAAAAAUGCAGUUGAGAAUAUGUAUGGGCCUGUUGCAAGCAAUAGCAGUUGGUCUUAACUGAAUACAAACCUGAAACAUCUUUUCAAAUUUCUUAUAUGUUGCUGAAGUCCAUUAAAAGAAAAUAAUAGAAAGUGACAGGGUACAGUCAGUUUGCUUGUCUUUAUUUUGAAGAGAAGCCAUUGUAUAUUUGUGAGCCUGUAGCUAGAAAAUCAGCAUUAUUUUUAUCUUUGGGCAAGAAAGGAUGUCUUCAUCACAUUGCCUUCUAGAAACUUAAAUUCCUCAGAUUGCAACCAUAUGAAAAAAAUCUUGAAGUUAAAUUCCCUAUGUUUGACCGGAGCUUAUUAAAUAACACGUGGUCACUAACUGCAGUAAAUAUAGUGUGUAUAAACUUUAGACUGGAAAUUAGCUUGCAGUUUUUAAUUCUUUCCUGCUUAUUUCCAUGGUGAAUAUCAAUUGACACCUGAGGGCAUUUUGUACAGCCUAGCUCUAUUGUAGCUAGAGAUGUUCAUCACUUAUUCAGGUUUGAGGAUUUUUGUUGUGUUAGAGUUAACCAUUGUACAGUAUAUGAAUUUCUUGCGUUGCUAAAAGGCAAAUGUUUAACUCUUUACUAUGAACCAUAAUAGCAUGGCAAUACUGAAAUCAAAGAGUUUGUGAAUACCUCUGCAUCACUUAAAUCAUAAUUACAUUUUUACCAGUCUCCAAUAUAUUUUUUUUUAUUAUUAUUAUAUAUUCUGUUGUCAAGUAAUUAGUAGAUUUGUACUACACUUUACUUGGUAUGCAAUUUUAAAAAGUGCUUUGUAUGAAUUAGAGAUCAAGACUUUUUAAAUCAACAUAAGUAAUUUUAUUAUUGUUGAAUAUAUGUAACAUGAUAUGCAUUUUGGUCUGAAGAUUAUUUUGCUCAUUGAUAUAUUAAAGUAUUUGAUCAGUCCCAAUUUUAAUAUACAAAAUAUUCAAAUGCACGUGUGUGCGCUUGUGAGUAGGUACUAUCAUGUGCAAGUACAGCCAUGUGCAUGUAACCACGUGGGAGGAGCCACAACCAUGUGGGGGUGUAGCCACAACCAUCCUUGCACAUGUAGCCACAAUAAUUGGUGCGUGUAGCCACAACCAUCCUUGCACGUGUAGCCACAGCCAUGUGUCUGCUCAUACAUUGCUCUACUCUAAUAAUUUGGUCUCUUCUAUAAUUUGAGGGGCACUUCCAUAAUUUCUUGGAUAAUGCUGUAAAGUAGGACAUUUUAUAAUAUUGGAAUUUCAUGCUGUGAUAUAUUUGGGAAUAUCUGUAAGACAAAGUAUGUCUUUGACCUUUUUCAAAGUCAGCCAAUUAAUAAGAGUUUUUCAGUCGUUAAUUGCACUGUCAUUAUAAUGUCAAAUAAUUGGCUCUUCUCUCUCACAUGUAUCAUAUCUUAGAAACUUGCACUGUUCAGAGUUAAUCAAGAUUAUGGUAUCAAAAUAGUGUACUGUACUGGUAUACUCUAGUAGCAUGCAAUACAGCUUUCUAAUAUGAAAAUCUUAAUAUGGCCAGAUAGUUACCCAAGCAGUACAGGAGUGUCAGGUGUUGAGGAAUCUUCAGAGUGGACUGUUCCUAAGUUUCUAAACCUACCGUACAAGCUGAAUAAUUUGCGAGUCCCAUUUUUGUCAUAGAGAGUUGUGGGGAGCUUCGAUUUUAUACAUCCUAACAAUAUUGUGGCAUUCACUAACACAUUUCCCAUACCCAAUGUUAUGGGAGCUUGUUGUGCAAGAGGCCAGGAGUUGUUUAAAUAUAUCCAAAAUAAAUAAAUAUAUAAUUUUUUUUGUACAGUACUGUACUUUGAAGACAAAAAUAUGAAUGGAAUUUACUGCAUCCAUUGAUGUCAUGACUGCUUUUAUGACACUAAAGAAUGGCAACUUAAUUAUAGAAGUCAGAUAUUUUGUAUAUAUUCAAUCUAAUGUAAAUAAAUUUUGUUGAUAUAAAUUCUAAGUCCAAAUUUCACCAAACUAGGAACUCCCAUCAUUCAUUUCAGUGACUAAAUUCUUAGCUAUAUAUAGAAAUUCAUUUCAUGGCUGGUAACAAAAAAAAAAAAAAGAAAAAACUAACCCUAUUAAAGUAGUGGUUGCAUCUUCAAAUGAUUAUUGUGUUCAAUACUUUAAAAAGCCGUUGAGAAGUUUGUUAGGGGAAACUUGAAAGGUAUUAUGAAGAAAACUAAUGUCAUGUUGGAUACAAAAUAUUGUGAUUGUGUACAUUAGGUGUGCCCACUUCAUAUUGAAUUGGGGUAUUUAAAUGAUAGGUUAUUUUGAUACUUUGACAAUUACCAUAUGUUAAGGAUUUUUUUUUCUAUCUGAAAAACAAAUUUUGUUACAACAGCGAAAUCACCUUUUUUUUUUUAGCCAUUUCAGUUUAGCUUGAGCAUCAUUUUCAUUAAUGAAGUGAUUUCUGCAAGUUGUGAACUCGUAGCACUACAACAUGCCUCCUCGUAUCAGACCCCCUCCAUGCCUGUGUGAAGUUGACAUAACAGGUAAAUACUGACUGUUCUGUAAUACUUUCUACACUUGUAAAUAAAAAAUUUUGAUUACUGGA
Molecule: messenger RNA, 3820 nt
Organism: Procambarus clarkii (red swamp crayfish)
Lineage: Eukaryota; Metazoa; Arthropoda; Malacostraca; Decapoda; Cambaridae
Gene: SCCRO
Product: defective in cullin neddylation 1 domain containing SCCRO
Biological process (GO): protein neddylation
Cellular component (GO): ubiquitin ligase complex
Molecular function (GO): ubiquitin-like protein binding; ubiquitin conjugating enzyme binding; cullin family protein binding
Source: RefSeq, a predicted model, not a curated record